CCCCCAGCACCUCCCCCAGCACGCAGCGCACCGCCGCGCCUCGGUCGACAUGGAGUUCGACGAAACCUUCAAGAUCCUGCUCGUCGGCGACAGCGGCGUCGGCAAGUCCAGCAUCCUGCUCAGGUUUACCGACGACGUCUUCGAGGCUAUGCAGCCCACUAUCGGCGUCGACUUUAAGGUCAAGGCGAUGAAGGUCGACAAUCGCAGGGUCAAGAUGACCAUCUGGGAUACAGCUGGGCAAGAGCGAUUUCGAACGCUCACAAGCGCCUACUAUCGAGGCGCACAUGGCGUGAUACUGGUUUACGACGUGUCAAAACGGGAGACGUUCGAGGCGCUCAAGGACGUAUGGCUGAAGGAGGUCUCGAUGUACAGUACAAGGAGCGCGGCCGUGAAGAUGGUGGUGGGGAACAAGGUCGACAUCGAGGACCGCCAGGUGUCCCGGGAAGAGGGCCUGGCGUUUGCACGCCAGCAGAGCACUCUUUUUGUCGAGUCCAGCGCGAAGACCGCCUCCGGCGUGCAGCAGACCUUUGAGGAACUGUUGCGGAAGAUCUUGGAAACUCCACAACUUUGCACCUCGGAUAGCGCCGCGGGCAACAUUCAACCGUCCGCGAGCGGGCAGGGGUCUUCGUAUGCGGAGAGCUGCUCAUGCUAGACAGCACGGUUCGGGUAAAAUGGCUGGACGACGCGUUGCGCGACUCCUUGUUUUAACUGUGGUACACAUACACCGUAUAAGUUUUUGGCAAAAUUUUAUAAAUCACCACUCUUUCUUCGUUACCCUUUAGUGCGAGACGCGAUUCGAAAUGUCGCGGUCAGCAAAGAGGAUCACUGCGGGAACAUUCAUUCAAGGUAAAAGGGUACCAAACACCUUGAGACAGGGAUUCUGCAUAUACUUGAGAGGUGUUUUAAUGGC
Chondrus crispus (carragheen) is the source of this 910-nucleotide messenger RNA. Its product is annotated as Rab family GTPase. Lineage: Eukaryota; Rhodophyta; Florideophyceae; Gigartinales; Gigartinaceae. The coding region runs from base 50 to 652 and encodes 200 amino acids. The transcript has 5 exons. Gene Ontology annotation, molecular function: GTP binding; GTPase activity. The record is from RefSeq and is a predicted model, not a curated record.